UCUGCAUAUCAAGUAGUUUUUACUAAAAAAAAUAUAAUAAAUAUUAAUAAUGUAUUAUUGAUAAGCCAAUUUAAAGUGUAUAAGCGGCAGUCGCAGGUUCUCAACAGUCCUUUACCUACCAUUUAAAAAGGAUUAUCUUCAUUAGCCAAUUCGGGUAAGUUACCACAUUAGUUAAUAGUAAUGGAGAAUUAUAAUUAUCCUUUAUUAAUCCUUUCAAGGAGAAAUUCAUAGUGCAAUCAAUAUUUAAUUCUAAAAAGGAUUAUCUUCAAUAGCUUGUUUGUGUAAGUUAGUAUUUUAGAUGCCCUGUUUAUAAUAUAUGUAUAUAAGGUUUAAAUAAGAAAUACCAACGAACUGUAAUUAUUCUUAUUUUGUCUUUGUACGAGUUUACAUCAUUGUAAAAUUUGAAAAUGCCGUUACAAUUUGUUGACAGCGAAAGGGGUCACAAAAUGCUUUUAUACAAUGGCCAUACACAUUCUAGAGAAAAAAUUUCUGGAGAAAAAGGUAUUUGGAAAUGUUUUCUAUAUCAUAAAUGGAGAUGUACUGGUCGCAUUCAUACUAUAGGCGAUGAAAUUGUGAAGAGUACCGAAAAUAAUCAUGUGUCAGAUAGUGCUGAUGCCGAAGUAAGAAGAGCUAUUAAAAAAAUGAAAGUUUUAGCUGAACAAAGUGGUUCCACUACUCACCAAAUCAUUGCAAAGGUGUCCGAGGAUUUAUCAUCUUCGGCUGCAGUCAGAUUACCACAAGUGAGUGCAAUGAAAAGAACUAUUCAACGAAAAAAGGAAAAGACAAAAGGAAUUCCUGCGAUUUCAAAUUCUCUGCUUCAAUUAGUUAUUCCACAGGAAUAUACACUGACAAGCAGUGGUCAGUUAUUUUUAAUGUACGACAGCGGCCCAUCAGAAGAUCGAAUAUUAGUGUUUACAACAGCAAGAAAUCUUGAUUACAUGUUGGAGUGUGAACACUGGUACGGAGAUGGAACUUUUUCAACAGCCCCUAAUAUGUUUUCCCAUAUAUAUACAAUCCAUGGGCGUCAAAUAUUCAAAUACCAUUCCAACAGUAUAUGCAAUUCUGCCGAAUAAAAGAGAAGAAAACUAUAGACGUUUAUAUGCAGCAUUAAAAAAUUUGAAACCUAAACUUUGCCCUACAUCUUUUUUAAUGGAUUUCGAAAAAGGCGAUGAAUGCGGUACGAAGUGAAUUCCCUAAUACUCAAAUUCGUGGAUGCUUUUUUUAUUUUUUUCAGUGUAUAUGGAGACAAAUCCAGAAUACCGGAUUUCAGAGGCGAUAUGUGGAUGAAGAAGUGUUUUCAUCAAAUUUGCGACUUCUGGCUGCACUUGCUUAUGUUCCUAAACACGAUGUAGAGAGUGCUUUUGAUUUAUUAUUGGAAAGUGAAUUCUAUGCAGAAAACGAGGACUUAGCAGAUUUAAUAAACUAUUUUGAAGACACGUGGAUUGGUAGAUUAGACAGAAGAGGAAGAAGACGGUUACCAAAAUUUCCUAUAUCUUCUUGGAAUUGUUACAAUGCAGCCAGAGAGGGAAUUGCUAGAACCAAUAAUGCAGUUGAAGGAUGGCAUAACAGUUUCAGUUCAAUUGUUUCCAUUGCAUAUCCCAACAUUUGGAGGCUAAUUAAGGCUUUACAGAAGGAGAAAAGCCUUAACAAAUUGAAAAUAGAGCAAAUUGUGGCAGGUAAUAAAAUUACUCAAAAAAAAAUUACAAUGAUUUUGCACGUCGUUUAAAACUACUUACAGAAUCCUACGACGCUCGUAAUACCAUG
Psylliodes chrysocephalus is the source of this 1764-nucleotide messenger RNA. The record is from the annotation of a GenBank genome assembly. NCBI's taxonomy places the organism in Eukaryota, Metazoa, Arthropoda, Insecta, Coleoptera, Chrysomelidae.